Molecule: messenger RNA, 4833 nt
Organism: Toxotes jaculatrix (banded archerfish)
Lineage: Eukaryota; Metazoa; Chordata; Actinopteri; Toxotidae
Gene: syt7b
Product: synaptotagmin VIIb
Exons: 9
Coding region: 1-1545 (514 amino acids)
Biological process (GO): regulation of dopamine secretion; regulation of calcium ion-dependent exocytosis; calcium-ion regulated exocytosis
Cellular component (GO): membrane; synapse; synaptic vesicle
Molecular function (GO): phosphatidylserine binding; calcium ion binding; SNARE binding
Source: RefSeq, a predicted model, not a curated record
AUGGUGACGGGGGGCAGCAAGGCCGGGCGCUGGCAGACGGUCCAGAGCCAUAUGCAUGCCGGAGGCCUGCGGUUUAGCAAUUUCGGGGAUGCUUCCCUCUCGUCUGCUUCCACCCUGGAGCACAUCCCGUCCUCGGCUGUGGCGCGCCCUCGACCCCUGGUCCGGCAGCAGAGCCUCCAACAGCCCCUCACUCACCAGCCUCCUCCGGGUCCCAACGACCCCCCAGUCACCUCACAGAGCCUGGGCCAGCUGCACACGGGCCCAGGCGGCGGGGGCCAUCGUGGGGGCCCGCGGGGGGUCCGGGGGAGUCCGGCUGGAGCCUCCCGGUACAGAGGAGCAGGGACAGGCCGAUCGAGGUCGAAUCCAGGCAGUUGGGAUCACAUGGUGGAGCAGAUCCGGAACAGAGGGCUGGACGUCAAAUCGUUCCUUGAGGGGAAGAUGGUUGUUCUGUCUCUAGCAAUCGGGCUGGCUGAACAGGAUGACUUUGCCAACCUCCCAGAUCUACAGGAAGCACCAGCAAGCAAAGAAAAUGAAACCACACCAGAAAAGAGGACCCCGGGUAACAAACCAGGCAGUAGCCCCAGAGGUCAGACCCCAGAUGAGACCGGACGCCGCCAGGGGCCGAGCCACGAUGCCAACUCCUCUGUUUCUGACUUGGCCAACUCAGUCACCAGUGACAUGCUCAUGCUGUCUCCAGGUUCGGAGGAAGACGAACAUGAGGGUCCAGUGUGCGAGAAGCUGGGUCGUAUACAGUUCAGUGUUGGAUACAGUUUUCAGGACUCCACCCUCACCGUCAAAAUCCUGAAGGGACAGGACUUGCCUGCUAAAGACUUUUCCGGCACCUCUGAUCCGUUUGUCAAACUCUACCUGCUGCCAGACAAGAAGCACAAAUUGGAGACCAAAGUCAAGAGGAAGAAUCUAAACCCCCACUGGAAUGAGACCUUCCUGUUUGAAGGGUUCCCCUAUGAGAAGGUGGUCCAGAGGACUCUAUACCUGCAGGUUCUCGACUACGACCGCUUCAGCAGGAAUGACCCCAUAGGAGAGGUGUCCAUCCCCCUCAACAAACUGGACCUGGCAAACAUGCAGACUUUUUGGAAGGAGCUGAAACCAUGUAGCGAUGGCAGCGGGAGCCGAGGGGAUCUGCUGGUGUCUCUGUGCUACAACCCCACAGCCAACACCAUCACUGUGAGCAUCAUUAAAGCCCGCAACCUCAAAGCCAUGGACAUUGGAGGCACUUCUGACCCCUAUGUAAAAGUGUGGUUGAUGCACAAGGACAAGCGAGUGGAGAAGAAGAAGACGGUGGUAAUGAAGCGCUGUCUGAACCCUGUUUUCAACGAGUCCUUCCCCUUUGACGUGCCUGCCCACGUGCUGAGGGAGACCACCAUAAUUAUCACCGUCAUGGACAAGGACAGGCUCAGUCGCAAUGAUGUCAUUGGAAAGAUUUAUCUUUCAUGGAAGAGUGGCCCUGCAGAGGUAAAACACUGGAAAGACAUGAUGGGUCAUCCUCGUACUGCCGUGGCCCAGUGGCAUGCUCUCAAGGCCUGAGGGACCCAGCAACCAACCUGCCUACAGUGUUUUUCCCCUCAGAAUUCAGCAUCAGCCGCUCAUCCCCUGCCCUCAGCACAUAUCCCCUACUACCUAACUGCAGCCUCGAGCUGCAGGAACUGUGUGUCAUCUCUUUGUUCUCAGGCCUCUUUGAUAUCCCCUGCCCUCAGUCCUCGUGACACCAUCCUUAAAUUUCAACCCUUGUCAAAUUCUGACUCCCUCCUGACCCCCUCUCAUCUCUUUGUCUGAACUUAAAAAUGUCUUUACUCACUUCCUUCCGCCCUCUUUUAUGAAAUGUUUUAUUUUUUCAAGCUAUCCCUCUGUCUUUCCUCCACCUUAUCAGUUAUUCUCAGUGUUUAACAUCAGAGCAGUACCUCUUGCCACCCAUGAAUUCAAACUACCAACCAAAAAUGGAUCAAACUGAUGUUCCAACCAUCCUCUACGGCGGCAAGACGGACUGCAUUCAGACAUGCACCUGGGUGUGAAUGGCACUGACCUCCGCAACCCAUUUAACACUUACAUCUGGUGUUGCAGUGAGGAAUCUUCCACUCUGCCCCUCACCUCUUUGUUCACGUCCUCUUCUGUUACCGUCACUGUUCCUCCAUUCCCUUAAAAUGCCUGAGAAAUCAGGAAAGCCCAUGCAGGCCAUAGAAGAGUGAUGGCCUGUAUUUAAAAUGGAAUUGGACUGGAACUGGACCCUGUCGCUCAACUCAUGUUUGAUCUUUUUCACUUUUCACUCUUUCUCUGGCACCGCUGUAAUAAUUCUCCCUUGGCUGGAACCUUUUGUCGUCUGUGCGUGCUGUGGGUGAUGUGCUGUAACCCCAAAUGAAGUUCCUCAACAAAAAAAAAAGAAAAAAGAAAGAAGGAUAUGGAUGUGAUCAUUUAACACUGGUCCAGGAAAGCAAGUGUCAAAAAAAAAAAAAUUCUUUCCUAUUUUUUUGGAAAAGAGAUCCCGAUGGACAGAAAAAAAAGAGUAAAAUGAUUAAUGUUGUGUUUUAUUUUUUGGUUUUCAAAAGAACUUAGAGAAUCAACCUGUUCUUCCAGACAGAAAAUAAGCAAAAAGCCAGCUUCCAUAAAUGUGGAAGUGUGGGUUAAUGGGUGUGUGUGUGUGUGUGUGUGUGUGUGUGUGUGUGUGUGUGUGUGUGUGUGUGUGUGUGUGUGAGUGUGAGUGUGAGUGUGAGUGUGAGUGAAUGAGGGAGGAUUUUGGACUUGCUUGUUGAAAAUAGCAUUACCCUUGAUAAAGAUGGCAAAUAAGAAAAAUUAGGUAUUGUUAGAAUUUGUGUUGUUGAAGUUGAGGGGAGGUCACUCAGGCAAAAGAGUCAGUCCACUCAAAAUUACAGACACACAGUCUUUUUUAAUGCCCCCCUAGUGGCAACACCAAGCCAGACAGACAGUUUUAUCUAUAUAUAUAUUUAUGUAUAUGUUGUGGGUUUUAUCCCCUGAAGUCACUGCUGCCAUCCCCAAAUGCAAAGGAGAUCAGUAGGAUCUCAUAGUGCUCACUCUAUUUGAAAUGCCUUUUAAUAAAUUCAACAGCAGCUUCUCGUUCCAGAAACAGUCUUCUGGUAAAUACGUCAGAUACAUCUAAAUAUUUUUCAAAUAUACAUUUUAAUAAUUUGAGCAUACUGCAGUCAAAAGGAAAAAGCUGGAAAGACCCAUUUUACAGUGUGUCUGUCAACUACAUCAGUCGAUAAACCUGUAUACCUGCGAUAAACCUGUAAUAGGCAUUACCAGAGAACAUUUUUCUUUUUCUUUUUUUUUUUUUCAUUGUUACAGAGCACAGUGAGUCCACAGAUGAUAUUAGACCUGUGUUUUGAUGUUGCUGAGUUAAGUACAGGUCAGUCUUCCAGUUGUUUGCUUAACUGCCUGAUUGUGACCUCCCCCAAGUCCCAUAUAGACACGUGCUAAGUGGAUGAAUGGAAACAAACGAGAGUAAUAAUAUCUGGGUGAAAAGUCUUUUUACAUUCCACUGUUCGUUUUUGUCUACUGGAUGUGUGUGUGUGUGUGUGCGUGUGUGUGUGUGUGUGUGUGUGUGUGUGUGUGUGUGUGUGUGUGUGUGUGUGUGUGUGUGUUUGCACUGUGCGUGAGUGUCAGUAUUUGAGCUUUAGUUUGUGUGAUUGUAUUUACUGUGAGUCUCUCUGUGUGUAUAUCUGCACUGAGUUCUGUUUUGCCAGUUUAAUACAGAACAACAUUGUUUACCGUUUUUAUUCUGUAUGAAACAAUCCAGAUGUACAAAGAAAUAUGUUUUUUUAAAAGUUGUCACUUCUUUAAGAAUCACUGCACUUGUUGAUGACAAUGCUGGAACAAACCUCUCUUCAUAUCAGGGUCAUUAUCCUCAUGUGUGGUUUAAAAGGAUGUUUGAUUUUGGGAGGAGGCAAAUCUGUUAUGUACAAGCUGAGAGUGAAGGUCAAACGAAAAAUGUCACAAACCAGCUUUACAACAGCCCUAGAUAAAACCUGUCCUUUUUUGUUUGUUUUUUACCACCGUACACCAGAUUUUGAGUUCAGACAGAAGCAGCUACCGACAUUUUGUCCUUUGUGUCCUUCCGAUCUGGUUCACCGAGGCCAAAAAAAAAAACAAGGGUGGCUCCCUAACAUCACAGCUGACGUUCCCCCGAAACACCCCCGUUGUGCACACAUGCUUUCUGGCACAAAGUGCUCUGUGUGUGCCUUAUAAACCCUGCCACGCCUUGCUCUUCACCAUAUGUGCUCCCUCUCCAGGUGUCAGGGAGGGGGGAGGAAAAAAAGGUGAGACAGGAGAUAAUCAUCACCUCUUUGCAUCGCUGUUAGCUACGUCUCAGGUCAGAGCAGAGCAUCGGAGCAUCCCAAAAUAACCAGGAACACAGUCAUCUGUCUGUCCUGAUGGCCCUGUGUGUUAAACAAGGCAUUAUUUUGAGUGCUGCUGACAAAGCGUUACAUUCCAAAGGCUUCGUGAAAGUCACUUCGAGCGAUGCAACUUCAAUAUUGGUUAAAAAUCAGUCAGGGUUUGGUAUGUUUUAGUUUUGAAGAAACCGAGCUAAAAAUCGUCUUUCUACACUCUUCACUGGCCAAAUACCACACACUGGUAAAUUUCAGCGGACAAGCUUGCAUUUCUGAUUUAGGGCAUUCUGCUUGAGACAAAGAGAGGUUAACCAGCAACAUUUUAAUUUAUAUACUGUACAAAUGAUUGUGAAGUGUACUGUAUGAAAAAAAAAGAAAAAAAUCAUCAGUAUUCACUGGGGUUGUUGAUAUCUGUCUGUUCUUGGUAUCACUCAGCCCCCUCUUUCACUCCGUUUUCUCUUUGUAGUCACAC